Rotaria socialis is the source of this 2631-nucleotide messenger RNA. The record is from the annotation of a GenBank genome assembly. NCBI's taxonomy places the organism in Eukaryota, Metazoa, Rotifera, Eurotatoria, Philodinida, Philodinidae.
AUGCCAUCAAAUCCAGUUGAUCAAUAUGUUAAAUUAUUAUCUCGUGAACAACAAGAAAAUGAUAAAUAUGUUAUUAUUGAUGCAAAAUGGUUUGAACAUUGGAAGCGUUUUGUUGGCAUUGAUUCGCAGCCAGACAAAAAUUCUUCACCAGGUCCAAUUGAUUUUUCUAGUCUAAUCGAUACAUCUACAUUAGAGCAUCCGGAUGGUGUUCAAUUGCGUUCUGAUGCUGUCGAAGGAAAUGAUUACACAUUUAUUCCAUAUGAACUUUAUCAAGAUCUUGUUCAAUCCUAUAAGAAAAUCGGUACCGAAAUAGUUCGUAAAGUCAUAUCAUCAGGUGAUUUUCAAACAGUUAUUGAAACGUUUUACAUCCCAUUACGUGUUCGUAAAUCACGACAAACUCCAUCAACAACUAAACAAAUCUAUCGUAGUCGUCGAACAAAAUUAGAAGAUUUAAAAACUGAUAUCUGUAAAAUGUUUUCUAUUCCAUCAGAUUCAUAUUCGACUUAUCGUUUAUAUACAUCAACCGAUGAUUACGGCGAUAAUUGGGAAGCGAUUGAGUCCCGACAGGGUAGUACUCUUGCUGAUAUUGAAUUAUCCAAGAAUGCCUUAAUAACAUUUGAAUCCGCAACAUUAUCAUCACGAAAUAAUUCAUCACCUGUACCAUCGGGAACAUUUUAUACGCCAGGUCUAUGUGGUUUAUCGAAUUUGGGCAAUACAUGUUUUAUGAAUUCAGCAUUACAAUGCAUAUCGAAUGUACCUGCACUAACAGAUUAUUUUCGUCGACGAGAUUAUUCCGAGCAUAUUAAUCGUGAUAAUCCAUUGGGUAUGAAAGGUGAUGUUGCUCAAGCCUAUGGCGAUUUAAUAGCUAAUAUGUGGUCGGGUAAAAUAAAUUAUUAUGCACCAAAAGCAUUAAAACAAAAUGUAGCACGUUAUGCACCACAAUUUAGCGGUUAUUCUCAACAAGAUUCACAAGAAUUUAUGUCAUUUUUACUUGAUGGUUUACAUGAAGAUUUAAAUUUAGUUAAACAAAAACCUUAUAUGGAGAAAAAAGACGAUGAUGGUGUUGUCGACGAUGUGAAAUUAGCUGCUGAACAAUGGGAUUACUAUAGGAAACGAAAUCAAUCGAAAAUUCACGAUAUAUUUCAUGGACAAAUAAAAUCUGUUGUACAAUGUCUCGAUUGUAAAACAUCGGGACGUACAUUUGAUCCAAUUUGUUUUCUAAGUUUACCAUUGCCAAAUAAGAAGAAAAUUCGUAUAUUUAAAAUCGAAUAUAUACGAUUAAAUGGAGAAAUAAAAUAUUAUUAUAUUAAAUCGAAUGAACGUGGCCGUAUGCAUAAUCUCUUAAAAGAUUUUUGUGAACGUUUUCAGCCAAAACAAAAAAAUAAUACACACGAACCAAUGGAUGCUGAUGAUGAAUCAACAUCAAGUGCAAUAAAUUCAAAUAAUCAAGAUGAUGAACAAGAAGAUGAUUUGACAUUAGCACCCGAUUAUGACGGACAUCAACCAAAAGCCGAAUUGAUUCUGCCUGUUGAAGUCUACAAUCAUCGUAUACAUUUGCAAUAUAGUGAUGAUGCUUUAUUAACAAAUAUACUUGAACGUGAUCAAAUUGUUUUUUACGAGGUGCCGGUUUCAUUGAAAAAAGAAAACAAUGAAACUAUUCUUAUGCCAUGUCUAUUUCGUACAGCUGAUAGUUUACAUCAAAAUUUCGGUUUACCUAUUUAUCUCAAUAUUCCGAGACAUAAAUGUACAGGAAGACAUAUUCAAGAUGCAUUACUGAAUUCAAUUGGUAAUUUUCUCCCAUUACCACCAAAUCAUACAAGUCAAUCAUCGGACAAAGCACUUUAUACAGCAUCAUGUGUCUUUAAUCAAAAUUAUACUCAAACAACAAAACCAUUAUCGACAUGUCUCGAUGAUCAUAUUGAUUUUAAUCGUACAAAUACAACACUCGUUGUUGAUGUUACAGCAGCUAUUGUUGAAAAAUAUGAGCAAGAAGGAAAAAAACGUAUAGACAAAGAACAUCAACCCACAUCAUCAACCAAUAGUAGUGGUGUACAAACUCGUAGUCAACAUAAACAAUCAACAACGUCAUUAUUAGAUUGCUUUAAAUAUUUCACAACAAAAGAAACAUUAUCUGAUAAUGAUCAAUGGUAUUGUCCAAAAUGUAAACAAUUGAAGAAUGCAUCAAAGAAAAUUGACUUAUGGUUAUUACCAAAAGUCUUAAUCGUGCAAUUAAAACGCUUCAAUUACACGCGUCAUUAUCGUGACAAGAUUGAUUUGUUCAUUGAUUGUCCUAUUUAUGAUUUAGACCUAUCACAAUAUGUUCUUAAUCCAGCUGAAAAACUUAAUGCUAAAUAUGAUCUCAUCGCUGUUAGCAAUCAUAUGGGUGGUUUAGGUGGCGGACAUUAUACAGCACAUGCGAAAAAUAUUCAUGAUCAGAAAUGGCAUACAUUCGAUGAUUCAUGUGUAACUGAUGUCGAUGAAACUAAUGUUAUUAGUAAAUCAGCAUAUGUACUUAUCUACCAACAACAAUCACAAUCAGUACAACAACAACAACAACAGCAGCAGCAGCAACAACAAGCAAAAGAGUCACCGCGAAAAACUAGUACACGAGCGACUAAAGCAUCUAGUUAA